Molecule: messenger RNA, 7746 nt
Organism: Varanus komodoensis (Komodo dragon)
Lineage: Eukaryota; Metazoa; Chordata; Lepidosauria; Squamata; Varanidae
Gene: ZNF592
Product: zinc finger protein 592
Exons: 10
Coding region: 2059-6039 (1326 amino acids)
Source: RefSeq, a predicted model, not a curated record
CACUAUGUUCAUUGUGGCUUACUAAGUACGGCAUGCCAGCUGCAUCCUGUGCCUUGAGCCCAUGCCCUUGGUGCAAACAUCGAUCGGCCUAGAAUAAUUGUCAUGGAGAAUAAUAACCUCAGACCAAAAUAUACGGCACGGAGGGUAAGCCCUGCUGAAAUUGGUGGGAUUUACUAUCAGGAAAUGUGAUUAGGUUUAAAGGAGUUAACAACUCUUGUUAGAAUGGAGUUAGUUCUUGUACAUACUGUUUGACAGUUUGACUAGUUUCUUUUUAAAAGGAAUGAUGGUGCAAUUAAAUGAUUAUGCUCCAUAGUGCAUAGAUAUAUCCAUUUGUCAAGAGCAGAAGAGGAAUGCUUUGUGUCAGUAGCAGUAAUACCAAAAUAAUGUAUUGUAAAUGUUGGCAAGUUCUUUCUAUGAAGCAAUGCUUAGUUGGGAAAUUAGGUGGGGGCAGCAAGAGUAUUUGUAAAGAACUUUGCACAUUUUUCUGGCAGUAGUUAAAGUCUCAGUGAUUCCCCAGAUGUGGAAUGCUAGGCUGCAAAACAAAAAGGCUCAGCGACUGCUGCAGGAGCGGAGAGGAGCUGAGCAGGUGUAUCUGCUGAGAAUUUUGGACUGGUGGGGAGAUGGGAGUGAUAUCAAAGGUCUGGUAGGUUUAGAAAGGAGCUGUGGCUUCCUGCUAUUUGACAGACAACGAUACAAGGGGUUGAAGGCCAAAACUCCUUAUUGAAUUGGGACCCUCAGAGUGUGAUUCACUUCUCAGGAUAACAGUAAGACAGGCCCCUGCCCCGAGGGGUCUCCAAGCAGACACAGAAGUGGUCGCAAGGAAGAGAAAGCAAAGACAACAGGAAAGAAUAUGUUUAAUUACAUUUAAUUACAUGUAUUUAGGAUAUUGGUGGCUACUUACAAAUUUAGUUUUUAAAAAUAGAUCAGUGACAUUUUUUUGCCAGGAAAUGUUUGUUCAGUCUGUGGCAUUAUCCUUGAGUGAUUCCUUUCAAGCUUCUGCUGAUAAAUAUGAACUUCAUCAGCAAAACAGAGUCCGUGUCAUGGUGACGGUUCUUACAUCUCCAACCUGCCUGGUAACAUUUUCGAGUCUUCGAUUUGUCCACCACAUACGGCUUGCUCUUUUAUUCUUUGUCCUAUCCUUCUAAUUAUCUGGCCAGGGCAACUUAUUUUAUAUUGUUAAUUUGUUUUAUAUUUUUAAUGUAUUAUAUUUUAAUUUAUGUUGUGAGCCACCCCGAGGCUUCGGCGAAUGGGGCAGCAUAGAAAUGUUUUAAAUAAAUAAAAUAAUAAAUAACUUGCUCACUGAUGGGAAAAUCUGGCAAACAGUAACAGGGAGUGAAGAUGAUAAUUGUUAACAGAAAAGUUGUUGAAGAAUUUCGGUAUCAUCUUCAGCACUUUCCUUCCAUCCACAAUGGAGGUGUUAAAUGCCCCUGGGGUCCCCCUGCCCCUCCCCCCACAAUAGCAGUACGAAUUUUUGGAUUCCAGUGGUUAAAUCUGUGAGAGAAAUUAAAUCAUUAGACAGAUUGUUGUAAAUGACCUGUAGCUCCCAUAUUUUGGAUUUGUUUUUUGUUUUUUUUAGAAGGAUGUGCCUGACUUGGUUGAUCUAUGUAUUAAUGAUUUUUUAAAAGCACAGUAUUAGUCUACAGUCCUUAACUCUAUUCAACUUAACAGUAUCCUCCUGAGGUCAUUGUCACAUGGUUGAUGGGGGUAUUGGAAUAAGUGACAGCCAUUAUUUUUAAUACCCUGUAUGGGAGGGAAAAAUAAUAGGUUGAAAGUUUGUUAAAUGGCUAAUCAUGUAGGGAGUGAGGGUUUCACAUUUGCCAUCUCUAGUUGCAAGAAGAUGCUCGUUCAUAUUAAGUAAAUGCCGGGUUUAAAGCUUGCCUUUGUCUUGUGUCUCAAGUAUAGUCAGGCAAAACGUAAUGCGCAACAGAGGGCACCAAACAAGGUGAAUGGGGCCAUUUAAUAAAGCUGCUCGUCAUGGCAGACCACAGAUGCACGCAGGGAAAACUAAGUAGACGCUGAAGAGCUGCUGCUAGUAAGCCCUCAUCCACUGGACCAUUAAUGAUGUUAAGAAUCGGAAAACAAGGUUCUGCCUGGUAUAUAUCGCAUCCUGAGGCACGGCAACCAGUUUUCAUCAUGGGGGACAUGAAAACUCCAGACUUCGAUGACUUGCUGGCUGCAUUUGACAUUCCUGAUCCAACCAGUCUUGAUGCCAAGGAAGCCAUUCAGACAGCUGGUGAGGAGAACGAAAACCACCUCAAGCCGCCGGGGAUUUGUCCCGAUGAGAACGCGUCCUUGGCCCAUGCGGUGCCAGCUUCUGAUGUUCCGGUCGUGAGCGUCAUUGUGAAGAACACAUGUCGUCAAGAGUCGUUUGAGGCGGAGAAGGAAGGCAACCACGUGGGGCCCGGCCUGUUGCACAAUGGAUUCCGCGGCUCUGACCUGCCUGUAGAGACUCACAACUAUGGAAAGUUUGACUCUGCUUUCAUCAACGGUGAUGGAUUAAGGAAUUAUCCUGAAAAGUUGGAACAAUCGAAGUCAGAGCCUUUACCGACUUUCAGUCAGUUCAGCCCCAUCUCCAGCCCAGAACCAGAGGAUGCGCUUAAAGAGAACAGUGUUGUAGAUAAAUCUAAGCAGGCUCAGACUUCCUAUUUCCCACCGCAUCCAAUGUAUAUUCCAUCCGGGUCGUCUGUGCUAGAUCUGCUUAGCAGAACCCUGCCGGAACCAGAGUUCAGUCGGUUUAUGUCAACAGGGCCGUCACUGCUGGAUCUCCUUAGUAAGAAGCUGCCAGAACCAGAGUUGAGUAUGUUCGAUCAGUACUGUAAAAAAGACCCAAAGAUAGAUGCGCACGGACUGCAAGAGAGCAGGGUGGACACGAGCAGGAGGGAGCGGGACAAGAGCCCGGAAGCGCGUCAAGCAUCCAGCAAGGAUGUUGCGGACACAAACAGUUUUCUUGGGGAAGGGGUGCCCCUGGGCAACUUCCACAGCAAUAACUUGGCAGAGGGCAAGGGAGCCGUGCCCGAAAUGAGCUUUUCGCCCUUGUCCAUUCCUCCUCGCCAGCGUAUCAAGCCUGCUCACUCCAAGCUCUCGUCUUGCGUCGCUGCGCUCGUGGCCCUUCAGGCCAAAAAAGUUGCAGGUAUCUCAAAGGAGGAGCAGGCAAGCGUGAUGAAAGAGCCUCCCGGCCCCUUUAAGGAUGGCGUUAAGGGAAGCCCCAAGAUGCCGAAGUCGCCAAAGAGUCCAAGAAGCCCCCUCGAGAUCGUGAGGAAAGCCACCAAGCAGCCUGAGUCUCCACGCAGCGUCUGCAGCGACAGCAGCAGCAAAGGCUCUCCCUCGGUGGCGACCGGCUCUCCCCCAGCUAUUCCCAAAGUCAGGAUCAAGACAAUUAAAACCUCUUCUGGUGAGAUCAAAAGAACAGUCACGCGGAUCCUGCCAGAAGCAGAUGACUUUGGCAGAUCGCCGCAAGAAUCACCUGCCGAGAACUCGGUAACCGAAGAGUUCGUCAAAUCCUUCCCUUCGCCGGAACCCAGCACCGCGGUGGAGACCGACUCGUGCAAGGGCCUCACCCCCGCCCCGGAGGCAAGCCUAGCAAGCCCCCAGGUUGACAGUAUCGUUGCGGACUUUCCCGUCAGCGGCAUCUCCAGUGCCUCCCUGCUGACCGGCAGCAGUGCUGGGGCAGCCAAAGCAGGGCAGCAGCCCAGCAAGAAGUCGCAGGCCGGGGCGGUGGCCCAGUCCUGCAACCCCGCCAGCCUCCUCCCGAAAGCCGUGCACCUGGCAAACCUCAACCUGGUUCCCCACAGCGUGGCUGCCUCCGUGGCUGCGAAGUCCUCUGUGCAGCGGCGCAGCCAGUCCCAGCUCACGCAGAUGUCGGUGCCGCUCGUGCACCAGGUGAAGAAGGCGGCUCCGCUCGUGGUGGAGGCAUUCAACAAGGUGCUGCAUGGUGCCAAUCCUGUGCCGGCCUAUAGCCCCAACCUCCACCCGCCCCUCGACAGCAGUAUUCGCGUGCCGACCUCCGGGUACUGUUGCCUGGAGUGCGGCGACUCGUUUGCCUUAGAGAAAAGCCUCGCGCAGCAUUACAGCAGGAGGAGCGUCCACAUCGAGGUCCUGUGCACGCAGUGCUCGGCCACACUGCUCUUCCUCAACAAGUGCAGCCUGCUCAAGCACGCCAGGGAUCACAAGAGCAAAGGCUUCAUCAUGCAGUGUUCGCAGCUGCUCAUGAAGCCCAUUUCCGUAGACCAGAUGUUUUCGCCUUCCCCAACGAGCUCAUCGGCCCCUCAGGCAGCACGGCUGCCCCCUCUUCCUCAUAAGCCUUGUACUCCGUCAGGACCUGGAAGCUCCGCAAACACCCAGCCCGCUCUGCCCCUGUACACGGACCCACUGCGGCUCAUUCGCCAUGGACUGAAGUGUUUUGAAUGUAAUAAGCAGGCACUGGACUACAUCGCCCUCGCAGCCCAUUAUCAGAGAACUUCAGAGGAUAAUGAGGGUCUGACGUGCCAGGUGUGCCAGAUGCUGCUGCCUAACAGAUGCAGUUACUGCGCUCAUCAGCGGAUCCACGCGCACAAAUCCCCGUAUUGCUGCCCAGAGUGCGGCGCUAUUUGCCGGUCAGCCUAUUUCCAAACCCACGUCAAAGAGAAUUGCCUGCAUUACUCACGCAAAGUUGGCUACAGGUGCACUCACUGUGGGGUUGUCUUCAUGUCACAAGCUAUGCUGAAAGUGCACAUCCAUGAGAAACACUGUGAAGUCUUCCACAAGUGUUCAUUCUGUCCUAUGGCCUUCAAGUCUGCAGACAGCACCACGGCUCACAUCACUAGCCAGCACCCUUCGGAGCCUCACAAGACAUCUCAGGUGAUCUACAAAUGCUCUUGUGAGACGGUUUUUAACAAGAAGAGGCUUCUGCAGGAGCACUUCCAGCAAAAUGCCAACAGGCUGAUGGUGGGAGUGUUCAAGUGUCCGCAUUGUCAGCUGGUGUAUAUGCAGAAACUGCAGUUAAUGCAGCACGUCAAGAGCGUCCAUGGGGUCCCUGAAAAUCCCGAGGAUCUCACUAGCACCCGACAAAAGGCGGAGGCAGCGACUAGCAGCAGUGUUCCCCCCACAUCGAAGGAGUUGUCAGUAAUUAAUGGUACUUCCCAGAGCUCUUUGUCCACAAAAGACAUGAGCCCAGAGUCGAAGCCCAGGCCCAAACCCUGCACCUGGACUUGUCGGGAGUGUUCCCAGUGGAUCCCUGACCGAGAAACGUAUGUGUCCCACAUGAAGAAAAGCCAUGGAAAGAAUGUAAAAAGGUUCCCCUGCCGGCAGUGCGAGCGGUCUUUCAAUGCCUCCAAUAGCCUGCGCAAACAUACUCGCAACAAUCACGACACAGCAAAGAAAGUUUACACCUGCUGGUACUGCACAGAUGACGUCCAGACCUUUCCUCAGCCUUCCAUGCUGGAGAGUCACAUCAGCCUCAUGCACGGCAUCAAAAACCCCGACCUAUCCCAAAUACCCAAAGCCAAAGCACCAGCAGAGGACUCGGCAAAAGUAAUGCGCGGCGCUGCAAAAUCUCCAAAGAGGGUCUCUGCAGGGGGCUUGGACCAGAGGGAAGCCACCACGUCGGGCUGUGAAGAUCCACCAGCAAAAAGACUGAAGGCAGUGCGCUGGAAGUGUGCGAAGUGUGGGUUUGAGACUGCCACCGAGACUGAAUUCCUGGAACACAUACCUCGGCACAAAACAGACAGUUCCACUUACCAGUGCCUGCUCUGUGGCUUGUGUUACACGUCUCACAUCUCUCUGACUAGGCACCUCUUCAUUGUUCAUAAAGUAAAAGACCCAGAGGAGGAAGAGGAGGAGGAGGAAGAGGAGGAACAGGAAGAGACAGAACAGGAGGGUAGAAAAGAGGGUCUAGAAAUGGAGGCAAGCGAGAAUGGACUUGUAGAGCCUGAUAGCGAGACGAACAUUGUGGCAAAGGAAGGAGACAUUUCAAAGAGCAAAGACUCUGAGGCCGACCCCGUGUCCUGCAGCACGGAGAAGGCCAACGCGCAGAACAAACACGCGAAGUCUCCCGAUGCUUAAGAGGGCAUCUUCCUCCCCGAGGUGUCACUCAGCGUGGGGCGGGCAGGGGGCGUGUUCCCAGACAUGCUGUCGGCGUCACGGAACGGGCGCCGCAUUCCUUUCGCUUUGCCUGGCAAGGGGAAGCCAAGCAAACGGCCACCGUACCUGCAGCACUGAGUCUGUAGCAGGUGCGAGGGGGGGAAGCGAAUGUCGGACGAGCGUGUCCAGCCGCACCAUGCCUGAGCCUUCAGGGUAAGGAGCACUUUCUUGCACCCCCUUCCCCUCCCCCCCAUCCUUCCAGAACAGGAGUGCUCGCGUGCCACUGGAGACCCCCCGCAGCCAGCCCCCUCCCCUCCCCUCCCCAUUACAAAAUGAGUAUUGCUUCUGUGUUACGUUCACUGUUCCUUGUCCAAGGCCACCAAGUAUUCCACUUGGACUGCACACGCCUGGGUGAUCGCUUCUCCCUCUUCAGACACGAAUCCCCCCGGGCUCCCCCACCCUCAUGCCACGCAACCCUCCCCUCUUCAGACACUCCGUGGAGUCAUUCACAUGAUUUUCCAAGCUAGCGCUCUCUAGAGGAGACCCUUCCCAUACCAGAAAAAGUCUGGGGGAGGGGGUUGCGUUUGAAACUGCGGCAUACACAUCAGUUCCACGCUCCCGUAGCACGUGCACAUAAUUCUGGUGCCAGCCCUCCACACAGCUCCCCUCAGCAAGCCCACUCCUGCCAGAAAGCGCUGGGCCUUGGUGCGGGCCAAGCGCUCGCUCACCUGCGUGUGUAACUGGCACGCACCUGCCCUGGGAGGGUGCCCUCCCUUCUCCACUGCAGACAGGCCGUCUUAAACAUGGGCACGGGUGCCUGUCCUAAGGAAGAAGAGUCAGGUGGGGCGCGGACUCCUGCGUCCCACCGCGGGCCCAGGCAGGCCUUGUGCCCCAGCCAGCGGCUCAGGUCCUCCCGCUCGCGUGCUCAGCACAUCGUUCUGCCUGUGUCGGGUCUCUCUCUCGCUCCCUCAGCUGCAGCAGAGCCGCCUGGAAGGCCCCUCGUCAAGAAAUGCACCAGAGCAGCCGCAGCAGCAUCCCGCUCUGGACGCAGCCCCCUCGGCCGGCUCCUCCUCGUCCUGCGCCAGCACAGAGCAUUCCGGCAUGUAAGAGUGGUCAGUGCAGGAGCGGUUCACUCCGAGGAAGUCGCCACGCUGCCCCUUCGAGGGCUCCUGCUGCCCAGAUAGCACAUGUCCCCCCCGCCCCUGCCCCCCUGUGACUCAGUUGGCUCAACGGACUCUGGGGACUUCCUUCCACCCCCCCAUUGACUCGGUCCCCCCCCACACACACAUGUGCACACACACCAUCUGUGCUGUUUCUUUCUUGUGUGCUUUUUUCUCAUGCUUCAAGUAAUAUUUACUUUUUAUACGGUUUUUAUGUUUUGAGUCAGAACCCUGCUCAUUGUUUACUAUAAAUAAUUUAAAAAGAAAAAAACUAUUUAUCUUAUUGCAUUUGAAUUGCUCACUUUCUCGUCUGAACGUGUUUUGAUAAAACCCUUUGUAUUUUUUGAUACUGUGUACAUUUUAGUCUAGGGAAUGUUUUACAAGGUAGCCUAGCUAUAGUAACAAUAGCAGAGGGUGGGGUGGAGGGUGUCCCUCCCAAGCCAUCACAUAUCUAUUUAAUCUGCAGCGGCAUUUGUGCCUUGCUAUAAUGUUUACUUCAAAGUAUUUCAAAUAAAACCAUCUAACAGUG